AUGGCCAAACCACCAUCAACAAAUCUUGUGCAAGAUUCAAUGAAACCCUACAAACCCAAAGAAUAUUACCCUGAAAAAGCCAAGGGCGUAUCCUUCUUGGCCUUUUUCGUCUCCAUAUGCUUUUACAUUUCCAUCUUCUACAUCUUCAACCUCUCUCUCUCCACUCUCUUCCACAACACCAAGUUCUGGUUUGCCAUAUCCAACACUCUCAUCCUCAUCAUUGCAGCUGACUAUGGCGCCUUCUCUUCCUCCAACGAUAAUAUACAAGACCAGAAUCUUUACCAAGAGUACAUGAUCCACCGUCAAGCUCGAAGUGUUUCCUCAUUUGUUUCUCGAUACCCUGAAAUAGCUUUCAAGAAAAGCAGCUGUCCCAAUAAGCAAUCAGAGGUGGACGUGGACGACAUGAAAGCAAAGAAUGAAGAAGUGGCAGACACUCAAAAUAAAGAAGUUGUCCAAGAAAAGAGUGUCGUCCACGUGUCGAAAGGCGAUGUCCAGAACAAAGAUUGCGCCAGAGAAAAUGUUGCAGCAAAAACUUACCAGCGAAGUAAGUCUGAGAAAACAAAGACAAAGGGAGCUGUGAUCGAUGAGAGGAAGAAGGAUAUUUUGAAGAGGUCAGAGGAUGAGAAGAAGUACGAGCCAAAUACUGUUGAAGACAAUGAAUUUUCGGUCAUGUCAGAUGAAGAACUGAACAGGAGAGUUGAAGAAUUUAUUCAGAGGUUUAACAAGCAGAUUAGGCUUCAAUCAGCAGCUACAGACUCCCACCAAGUCUAG
Molecule: messenger RNA, 771 nt
Organism: Prunus mume (Japanese apricot)
Lineage: Eukaryota; Viridiplantae; Streptophyta; Magnoliopsida; Rosales; Rosaceae
Product: cotton fiber protein
Source: RefSeq, a predicted model, not a curated record